AUGGCAGUCUGGAUUAGGCUAUCGGAUCUCCCGAUGGAGUGCUUCAGGGAUGAUAUCCUCAAGAUGAUUUUAUCGCAGGUGGGCAUUCCUCUCAAACUGGAUCGUACAACGGAAGGGAUGGAGCGCGGCAGGUUCGCGAGGGUGGCUGUUGAAGUGGAUCUCUCCAAACCCUUGGUAGCGCUUGUUCAAGUCCAUGAUUGGCUUCAGAAAGUAGAGUUCGAGGGGCUCCAUUUGAUUUGUUUUGAUUGCGGUGAAGUGGGGCAUCGAUCUUCUGCUUGCUCUAAAAAUAAACCUAGAGAUGUGGAAGGAGGCGGGAGUGACUCAGGCGAUACGGUUACUCCCCAGGCGGGUAUGGAAGUGGACGUUGAGAAAUCAAUGACCCCAACUAAAUUGCAUGGCGCUUGGAUGAUAGUCAAACGCAAGAACAGAGUAAGAGAUGGCGGUAAUGGUAACGCGAGAAUGAUCCAGAAGCAGGGUAACAGAAAUCUAGACAAAGGUAAACAGGCUGAAGGGGGUUCCCGUCCUCAAGGCUCUGUUACAGCUACUCCUCCUCCGGCCAAUGGUGGUUCGCCGCAACCAGGUUCUGCCAGAGAAGGUUUGCCCCCUCGUUCUCGUCCUCCACCAACAGCCAUGCGAAAGGGGAGGCAGUCGUCCCAAGGUCCUAUCAAUGGUGUUCCCCCGCCGCCUAGAACGCCGACGGUAGGACGGUCUUCCAGCACCCCCUCAGGUAAGCCGCCUGACGUGCAACCUCUCUCUACAGCCAAUUAUUUUGGAUGCUUGCAGGAGUUGGAAGGCCUAGUUGAUACUCCAAUUCUGGUGGACGAGAAGUCUAACACCAGGAACUUGUCGAAAGGUUUUGCUGGUGGUCUAACCCUUUUUUGGAGAUCUAGCAUCUUUAAUUUUGCAGUGAUCAGGAAUACAUCUCAAGCUAUCCAUGGUUUGGUGAGUGGGCCGCACUCAAACGUUCGGGUCUCGUUCGCUUACGUGAGGCCGAAUAGGAUGGCAAAAGAGAGGUUUUGGAACGACUGCUUGAGCUAUAGUUCCGAGUUUAAUGCCCCUUGGAUCAUGAUGGGAGACUUCAAUGAUAUUGCUGACAACCAAGAACAAUGGGGGAGUAGCUCAGUCAAUCCUAGUCGUUGUCUGAACUUCGUGGAGAGCUUUAGUGCUUGCGGUCUCUUAGAUAUGGGGACUUCAGGUGUCAGCUACUCAUGGUUUAGACAAGAAGGGGGAAGGACGGUGCAGCGUAGGAAGCUGGAUAGGGCUUUGUGGAAUCUCGAAGCCCAAAAUCUUUUUCCAGAAGCCAAAGCGAUUAUCUUACCUAGAACCCACUCGGAUCACCAUCCCCUAAAGUUUCUUUGUGAAGCAGGGAAUCCCCCACGGAGGGAAAACCGACCGUUCCGUUUUGAGGGUGCCUGGUUGACACGAGAAGAUUACAGGGAUAUUUGGGGCAGAGUUUGGAGUAACAGUCUCUUGGAUGUGGUGGGAGCCAUUUCUGAGGUCACCAAUCUUAGCAAGAAAUGGAAUAAAGAAACGUUUGGCAACAUUUUUGGACGUAAAGCUAGCCUUCAGGCACGCAUUAAAGGGGUCCAGGAAUCAGUCUUUUACAACACCUCGAGAGGUCUUCAAGUGUUAGAGAGAAAGUUAGUGACAGAGCUUAAUGAGGUUCUGAAACAAGAAGAACUGCUUUGGUUCCAAAAAUCCAGGCGUAUGUGGAUCCAAGAUGGUGAUAGAAAUACAGCCUUUUACCAUAAAUCCACUCUUAUAAGACGGAACAGGUCUAGGAUACGGAUGUUAAAAAUUAAUGGUGAGUGGAAUUCCGAUUUUAAAACAAUUUCCGAUCAUAUCUCUAAUUUCUUUAUAGAUUUGUUUGGCAGGAAAAAUAUCAUGGACGGUUCACCCAAUGAUAUGUACUGUGGGCCCAAACUUGAUACUGGCCAAAUGCACAAGCUCACGCGGGAAGUGACAAUGUGUGAAGUCAAAAAGGCGGUGUUUGAUAUGAAGAAAUUUGGAAGCCCGGGACCGGAUGGUAUACAAGCGGCCUUCUAUCAAACUUUUUGGGAGGAAGUUAAAUCUCAUAUCACUACCUUUGUCAAAAAAGUUCUCCGAGAUGGUAGGGUCCCUCCUAAAAUCCUUGAGUCUUUCAUCACUCUCAUUCCUAAAAAAGAUAGCCCAGAAACUGCUAGCGAUUUUAGGCCGAUCACCCUCUUGAACGUUAGUUUCAAAAUUAUCUCGAAAGUGAUCGUGAACCGCAUGAGGCCCAUCAUGAAAAAUCUGAUUGGGCCCUUCCAAAACAGCUUCCUCCCGGGGAGGUCUACGGCGGAUAAUAUCAUCCUGACCCAAGAAAUUGUCCAUUAUAUGCGGCUCAAAAAAGGGAAAAAAGGGCUUAUGGCAAUCAAACUUGAUCUCCAUAAGGCCUAUGACAGUAUUGACUGGGAGUUCCUGGAAUCCACAUUGGUGGAUUUCGGGUUCCCCCAGAAUCUGAUCAGUUUGAUUAUGUUUUCAGUAAGGGAAAGCUCCAUCUCCCUCCUUUGGAAUGGUGAGAAACUUGCGCCCUUCCAACCUGGUAGAGGCCUCAGACAAGGCGAUCCUCUGGCACCCUAUCUUUUCAUUCUAGCGAUGGAGAGGUUGUCUUGGGACAUACAAGAGAAGGUCAGAGUUAAGAAUUGGAAACCCAUUACGCUAUCCAGAGGAGGGACGGGUGUUUCCCACCUCUUCUUUGCUGAGGAUCUCAUGCUGUUUGCUGAAGCCUCGGAGGAUCAGGGGCGGAUGAUAAUGAACUGCCUGAAAAAAUUUUCUGGUAAGUCUGGGCUCAAUAUCAACGUUUCAAAAUCUAAUAUUUUCUGCAGCCCUAAUACUAACUCGGAAAUCAAGAGAGGCCUCAAAAACUUGACUGGGAUCUCAGUUUCCGAUAAUUUGGGCACUUACCUGGGAAUCCCUAUUCUGCAUAAGAGAGUCUCCAAACAUACCUUCGGCUAUAUCCUUGAUGGUAUGAAACGAAAGUUAGCCAAUUGGAAAGGUAAUAUGCUUAGCCUUGCGGGGCGGCGGACUUUGGUUCAAUCUGCGUUGUCCUCUAUGCCUGUCUACACCAUGCAGGUCUUCAAGCUCCCGGCGGGAACCUGUAAUGAUAUUGAUAGAAUUUGUAGAGACUUCCUUUGGGGCGACUCGGCUCAGAAUAAAAAAGUUCAUCUCGUUGGGUGGAAUGAUAUUUGUAAAUCGAAAGACGCAGGGGGUCUGGGGCUCCGUAAAUGUUUGGACUUUAAUAAUGCUCUCUUGGCCAAGCUUGCCUGGCAAUUGGUCACCAGUCAUGAUAAGCUGUGGGUGAAGGUGAUGAGGGAGAAAUAUGUCAAAAAUAAAAAUUUUUUUGCCACCCCAAUGAUUGCUAAUGCGUCUUGGGGGUGGAGAAGCAUCAUGAGAGGAAGGUCCAUCGUUGAACUUGGUGCUGCUUGGAGAAUUGGUAAUGGGCUCUCCCUGAAUUUCUGGUCAGACUGGUGGACUGGUGACAAACCCCUUGCAUUCAUGGACGAGGUUACUAUACCGGACUCGCAAUCGGAGGCUAAAGUCAGCGACUUCAUACUCCCCAACCGGACGUGGAAUGUCGAUAAACUUUCCUCCCUCUUGCCACACGAUAUUAUCGACGGGAUUAGGGCCACCCCCAUCGCCGUUUGCGAACAGGUAAGUGACUCUCUCUACUGGCCGAGAUCACCUACGGGUGCCUUCUCGGUGCGGAGUGCUUUUUCUCAUAUUGCAGGUAACGAUGAGGACGCCAUGGACACAAGCUGGGUCUGGAAGAUGCGUGUCACAGAGAGAUGCAGGCUUUUCUUGUGGCUCUUGAUGAGAGGCAGACUUCUCACCAACAUGGAACGCUGGAGAAAGGGGAUGACAGAGGAUACUUUGUGUGCGACCUGUGGCGAUGGUGAUGAGACGAUGAACCACGUGCUGAUGGAGUGCAGUUUCGCGAAGGAUUGUUGGAGAAGAACGCAUCACCCGGUUUCCUUCCAGUACAGCUUGGUCACGCCGUUGAAGUCUUGGGUUAAGAAUAAUUGCUGCGCGUCUGAUUGGAUCAAUGGCUGCCCUUGGGGGGUGACAUUCAUCUAUACAUGCUGGGAGAUUUGGAAAGCCCGAAACCAGAGGAUCUUCGAAAACACAGCCUCGGCUCCGAUGGAUAUCAUGCGACGUGCAAACAACCUGACCUUAGAUACAGUUGAGGUCUUUUUAAAUAAGAAGUGUGUUCAUGUGGGGAAGAUGCGGUGGGUGUGUUGGCAACCACCGGAAACUGGUUGGAUCAAGUUUAAUACUGAUGGUGCUUUCAAGAGAAACACGGGACUGGCAAGCGCUGGGGGGCUCGCUCGUGAUCACAAAGGGGAGUGGCUUUUUGGGUUUAUGACGAAUAUUGGGGUUUCUAAUAGCUUUGCCGCGGAGUUGUGGGGCCUAAGGGAGGGUCUACGGCUGGCAUAUGACAGGGGGCUAAGUAAAGUAAUUUUUGAGUUGGAUUCUGAACCUGUGGUGGCAGUUAUGUGCGGAGAUAAGAUUGCAGAAGAGUGCUCCUCUUCUAUCCUAAAGGACUGCAAAAUCUUGGCGACUAGUAUGAUUCAAGUGAUCUUCCGACAUACUUUGCGUGAGGGUAAUAAAUGCGCGGAUCAUCUGGUCAACUUGGGCCAAAACGGAGAUUGGGGUACUACGUGGCUCGAUAUCCCGCCGUUAAGCUUAAAUCCCCUUUUAGCAGCGGAUGCCUUUGGGGCAAGUGCAGCUAGAGUGUGGUAG
Molecule: messenger RNA, 4761 nt
Organism: Ipomoea nil (Japanese morning glory)
Lineage: Eukaryota; Viridiplantae; Streptophyta; Magnoliopsida; Solanales; Convolvulaceae
Exons: 2
Coding region: 1-4761 (1586 amino acids)
Molecular function (GO): RNA-DNA hybrid ribonuclease activity; nucleic acid binding; zinc ion binding
Source: RefSeq, a predicted model, not a curated record